AUGUGGCCGCCCCUGUUCCGCAGCUGGCGGGGGGACCCCACGGAGCGGGAGGGCUCCACCGAGGCGGGGCGUCCCGCCAGGGAAACUGAGGCCCGCAAGGCCGGGAAGGAAGGGGCCCUGCCCCAGGGCGAGGGCGGCCUGCGGCUGCGGAGGGGCGGCCGGGAGGGAUCGGCGACGCGCUCGCGCUCUCCCGCAGGCCGGAGCUGCUACGUCCCUCCACACCUGCAGCAGGAGGGACAGUGGUCAGACGCCGAGAAGGACUUCCCGGCUGCAUCAGGCGCCCAACUGGCGGCGCAAGGGGACGACGGCGUCGUUCUCCGGGGCUGCAGGCGACUGACCCGAGACCCCGGCCAGGGGACCCACCCGCGGGUGGCCUCGGCCCCCCACCCGGGCGUCCCCGCUGGGUGCGGCCACCCGUGUCUGCGUGAGCCCGCCGCCCCACCCUCCCCACGGCCCUCCCGCGGCCGCCACCCCGGCGGGCUCCCGUGCCCCCUGCACCCCGAGGAGCUCCCGUCCACUCUGCACCCCGAGGAGGGGCUCCCGUGCCCCCUGCACCCCGAGGGGCUCCCGUCCUCUCUGCACCCCGAGGAGGGGCUCCCGUGCCCCCUGCAUCCCGAGGGGCUCCCGUCCUCUCUGCACCCCGAGGAGGGGCUCCCGUGCCCCCUGCAUCCCGAGGGGCUCCCGUCGACUCUGCACCCCGAGGAGGGGCUCCCGUGCCCCCUGCACCCCGAGGGGCUCCCGUCGACUCUGCACCCCGAGGAGGGGCUCCAGUGCCCCCUGCACCCCGAGGGGCUCCCGUCCUCUCUGCACCCCGAGGAGGGGCUCCCGUGCCCCCUGCAUCCCGAGGGGCUCCCGUCGACUCUGCACCCCGAGGAGGGGCUCCCGGGCUCCCGUCGACUCUGCACCCCUGAGGAGGGGCUCCAGUGCCCCCUGCACCCCGAGGGGCUCCCGUCCUCUCUGCACCCCGAGGAGGGGCUCCCGUGCCCCCUGCACCCCGAGGGGCUCCCGUCGACUCUGCACCCCGAGGAGGGGCUCCCGUGCCCCCUGCACCCCGAGGGGCUCCCGUCCUCUCUGCACCCCGAGGAGGGGCUCCCGUGCCCCCUGCACCCCGAGGGGCUCCCGUCCACUCUGCACCCCGAGGAGGGGCUCCCGUGCCCCCUGCACCCCGAGGGGCUCCCGUCCACUCUGCACCCCGAGGAGGGGCUCCCGUGCCCCCUGCACCCCGAGGGGCUCCCGUCCACUCUGCACCCCGAGGAGGGGCUCCCGUGCCCCCUGCACCCCGAGGGGCUCCCGUCCUCUCUGCACCCCGAGGAGGGGCUCCUGUGCCCCCUGCACCCCGAGGGGCUCCCGUCCACUCUGCACCCUGAGGAGGGGCUCCAGUGCCUCCUGCACCCUAAGGGGCUCCCGUGCCCCCUGCACCCGAGGAGGGGCUCCCGGCCACUCCGCACCCCGAGGCGCCGGCCGGCCUGCGGGUCCCCUGGCUCCUCUGCCUUGAAUCCCCUGGGUGAGCCUUCGUCUGAGGGCGGGGACACCGCGUGGUGGGCACCCGGCAGGCAGCAGGGACCCCACGUACAGCCUGGGGGGAGGCGCUGGCUGCGGGUCCUGCGCUUCCUGACGCGUGACCUCGCCCGCGGGGCGCCCCCCCCCCCCCCCCCCGUGAAGGGGACCGUGCCCCCGCCGCGUCACCCGCUUCCCGGCGGCGGAGGUGACGACGCGGUGGCACUUGGUUGUACGCAAGCUGUGAGCUGGGGGGGCCAAGCCACGCACACGCGGCGUCCCGGGCGGGCUUGGGCACAGCCGCGGUCGCACGCACGCGCGUUGGGGCUCCUGCAGGAGCGAGGUCCCGGCGGCGGGGGCCACAGCGGAGACCCCGCGGCCAGCAGGGGGCGCCCGGGCCCGCUCCGCCCCGCCGCCGCCUCCCCGGGCCGGGCCGCCUCCCGCGCGCCCUCUGCCGGCCGCCGGCUUCGCGACUUGGCGCCGCGCGACCCCUCCCGUGGGGCGGCCGUGGGAGUCCCGCACCCUGGGCCCCGCGGCGCGGCCCGACAGCCCCCACCGGCCGCGCUCCGGGUCUCGGGGAGCCCCUGCCGCUCGGCCGGCCCCCUGCCCGCGGCACCUUCCAGAAUCUUCUAA
This is a messenger RNA of Canis lupus familiaris (dog), 2130 nucleotides long. Its product is annotated as collagen alpha-1(I) chain-like. The transcript is spliced from 4 exons. Lineage: Eukaryota; Metazoa; Chordata; Mammalia; Carnivora; Canidae. Bases 1 to 2130 code for a protein of 709 amino acids. The record is from RefSeq and is a predicted model, not a curated record.